UAUCAGAGCCCCUGCAAUAAGUAGGAAUGGGCAGUGGCUGUUCACAUGCAGCACACCUUUUCCAUUUGCUAAGAAGGACCUGCCAGGCCGGGAGGGAGUUGUCCCUGCCUGACUCGGGAGAGAGGAGCCACGGUGACCAUCCACAGGCACCAUGAAACGGCUUCAAGUGACCAUCCUUUGUCUUCUUCUGUCCAGUCUUUGUAACAGUGAGAACAAAACAGAACCUCCUGCUUCAUCACCAUCGACAAACUCUACAAUAACCUCUACAGUAACCUCUACACCCAUGCCAACAUCACGUGAGGGGACAUUGACAAGUCCUGCUGGGAAAUCAACAGGUGGAACGACUCCUAAAGGAACCACAACCAAAGGUGUCAUGACGACUGAAGCCAACAUUACAAGUACAACAGUGAGAAAAUGUCCACUUUCAACUGUUGUUUCAACAUUACAAAGUUCCCACCCCAAGACUGGGACUCCGAGUUCAAUUACAGCAACAGAAACAUCAGUUAACAUCUCACCACCAGAUGCAUCAUCACCUUUCCAAACCAGUUUAUUAACCUCAAUACCAGUGAUUCCAGAAAACGUCUCACCGUCUCAAAGUUCUGAGAAUGGAAAAAAUGCAAGCGCGUCUUCAGCCAGCCCCUCUUAUUCCAGUAUUAUUUUGCCUGUGGUUAUUGCUUUGAUUGUCAUAACACUUUCAGUCUUUGUUCUGGUGGGUUUGUAUCGAAUGUGCUGGAAGACAGACCCAGGCACCCCGGAAAAUGGAAAUGACCAGCCUCAGUCCGAUAAAGAGAGUGUGAAGCUUCUCACUGUUAAGACAAUUUCUCAUGAGUCUGCCAUGGAUUCCAGGAGGUGCUGUGCCUUUUGCAAAAUACACAAUAGUGAGCAUUCAGCACAAGGAAAAACCAAGAACUGACAGCUUGAUGAAUCCUCUCCACACCUGGGCAAUAAAUAUUCUUCAAACUGACCCCAAGCUACAGCAGCCCAUGUCCAGGUCUGCCCCAUGUAAGGCAGCAGUGCAACCAUCCCUCCCGAAGGACCUGCCUCCACCAACCACACUGCGAGGGAGCAAGAUGCAGGUCUCGACCCUGGUCCCACUGCCCACCCUCACCCCAGCAUCCUCCUCCUCCCAGACUCUGGCAAACCACCAGCACUGCCAUCAGCAGCACCACAGCAUCCUCCCCCUGCCACAGUGGACCAUUGCCCUCCCCACUUGAGACAAAGAAGCUUCCCUCUCCUGCUCCUUUUUGGACCUGCAGAGAAUGAUGUUUCUGUCCUGCAAACAAGGGAACCUGAAGUCAUAAACCAAAGCCCUGGCUCUCCGUCCUGUGGAGAAGUGGAAAGCUGCCUGCUCACUCUUCUUCAUGAUAAGUACACAGCAGCAAAGCAUGAAAGUUGCCAAGAAAUAGUUACUCACAAUGUCACCCUGAGCAACAGACCUCAAAUGAUGCCCCACUGGUGAUAAGAAACAGUGAAGGGCUUUCAUCAAAAGUGGGGUAUGAUGAGAUUGCUCGAGGCACAUCACUGAAUGUUUAAUGUGGAAGAUUCAUUCAAGAGGAGUAAGAUCAGAAGCAGAGAAGACAGAAGACUAUUGCAGUAUACCCCAGAAAAAGGAUGAGGGCUUCACCAGGUCUGCAGGUACAGUGGGAGAGAGAUGAAGAGGCAGAAUUGAACAGAAAAAUGAAUGGAAGAUACAGUUCUCCAGAGGUGCUGAUUGUGUGAAUGUAGACAUUGGGGAAUGAGGACUGUCAGGGGUGUAGAUAAUGCCCACACUUCCAGGUCGAGUGCCUGGAUGGAUCACGGAGAUAACAGCAAAGACUGGAAUCACAGAGUGAGGGGGAACAGGUUUGGGAGGCAGUGUCGCGGUUUCCUUUCAGACUUGCUGAGGUUGAAGUGCUUCUGGGACAUUCAAGUGACUCUACUAAGUGGGAAAACUUCAGCUAGUCACUAACCUUUCUUAUCAAGAGACAAUCUCGCCCAGCAUCUCUGCUGCUGCUUCACUUUUUCGGAAUCUGAACUGUUCUGUUUCCCCCCCC
Vicugna pacos (alpaca) is the source of this 2033-nucleotide messenger RNA. The record is from RefSeq and is a predicted model, not a curated record. Lineage: Eukaryota; Metazoa; Chordata; Mammalia; Artiodactyla; Camelidae.